AUCGGGCUCUCCGGAUAGUCAACAUUCACAAUGAAAGCUUUCCUCACCGUUCUGUUUUUGGCAUCGGCGUCUGCUCAAUUGCCUCCGAUGAUGAGCAGCUACAUGCCGUACGGCGGAAUGCCGAUCGUCUCCGGGCCUCCCGUGGUCAAUUCACCUCCCAUGGUGACGAGAUCGUCGAUGAUGUCAGGAGCUCCCUUGUUGUCUGGAUCUUCGAUCAUGUCUGGCGGUCCAAUGAUUUCAGGGAGUUCGAUCCUAUCGAGCGGUGGCAUGCAGCCCGUGGAAGUUCGCGACGAAAGUUGCGUGGUCCGAUGUGUUCGACAAUGCCAGAACGAAGGUUCGUCGGCCAUGCGCACCGUAGAUUUGACCAGUUUCCAACCGAGCCGGGGAAACAACGGAGGCACUAACAACAACGGUUUCAACGUGGGUCUGACAGCUGAUUUCCCCUCCGGCAUGUCGUCAGAAACAUCGCGGCUCACCAUUGCCCCAUCCACGAAAGGAUCGUCGCAGGGACAAAUCUCCGUCAAGGGAUGAGAGCGUUCAGCAGUUUCAACUUCAAACCUUGCGCGUGGUCAAUUCAAUUAUUUGAGUGUACAACAGAAAUGCCUAUAUGUCAACCGAAUAAAUCAGUGGAGCUGU
This is a messenger RNA of Galendromus occidentalis (western predatory mite), 636 nucleotides long. RefSeq lists its product as uncharacterized. The coding region runs from base 31 to 531 and encodes 166 amino acids. The record is from RefSeq and is a predicted model, not a curated record. The transcript is spliced from 4 exons. NCBI's taxonomy places the organism in Eukaryota, Metazoa, Arthropoda, Arachnida, Mesostigmata, Phytoseiidae.